AAGAGAGGAGGGGAGCCGAGGAAAGAACAGCUUAGUGCGGAAUUGGCAUGAGUUGACCUUUGACCCCGCUGACUCCCGGCUUCGUUCAUCCAGCCAUGCCCCCUCGUCGGCCGCCCGAGCUCUACCGGGCUCCGUUCCCGCUCUAUGCCCUCCGCAUACACCGUGAAGCUGGACUGGCGCUGAUCGCGGGGGGAGGCGGCGCCGCCAAGACGGGGAUCACGAAUGGCUUGCAUUUCUUGCAGCUGGACUGGAGAGAUGGCAAGUUAUCUGCAUCGCUGCUACAUGCCCAUGACACAGAGACCCGGGCCACCAUGACUAUGGCGCUGGCAGGAAAUUUUAUUGCUGCAGGGCAGGAUGCUACUUGCCACAUCCUGCGUUUCCAGCUCUUUAAAUCUGGGCAGAAAACAGGCGGCAGCAGCGGCGAUAGUGCUAAAACAGGUGCUGGUGAUAAGGAUCUACGGAGGCGCAAGGCCCCUGUCCCCAAUGAGAAAAGCAAUGGCAAUACACACAGGGAGAUGACGGAGGUGGCAGUGGAAACUUUGCACUGUGUCCAAACAGACACCAGCCCAGAUACUCUGCAGAAAGCUGUGUGCUUCAGUGAUGAUCAUACUCUUAUGGCUACUGGUGGCGUGGAUGGUUUCCUGCGAGUCUGGGAGUUUCCCAGCAUGAAAAAAACUCUUGAAUUCCAGGCACACAAUGGUGAGAUAGAGGAUAUAGCACUGGGUCCUGAUAACAAGGUGGUGACAGUGGGACGGGACUUCCAGUGUUGUGUGUGGCAACGAGAUCAGAUGGUGACGGGUCUGCGUUGGAAUGAAAAUCUUCCAGGCAUUCCAGACAAGACCUACCGCUACCAGUCUUGCAAGUUUGGUGCAGUUGAAGACCAAGCCAAGGCAUUGCGGCUGUACACUGUUCAAAUCCCAUACAAGCGUGAACGACGUCCGCUUCCCUGCUACAUCACCAAGUGGGAUGGACAUAGUUUCUUGCCCCUGCUCACUCGUCCCUGUGGCAAUGAGGUCAUCUCAUGCCUCUCUGUAAGUGAGACAGGCACAUUCCUGGGUUUGGGCACUGUCACAGGCUCGGUUGCCAUCUUCGUCGCCUUUUCUUUGCAGAGGCUGUACUACGUGCGGGAAGCACAUGGCAUAGUGGUCACUGCUGUGGCCUUCCUGCCUGAGACUCCUGAACUGCUCAAGAGCAACGAGGCAGCCCUCCUAAGCGUGGCAGUUGAUAGCCGCUGCCGCCUGCACCAGAUUGCCUGCCGGCGUAUGUUCAAAGCUGGGGUGGUGGAUUUAAAUGUGGGAUGGGAGUCCUGCCCUGCUAAUAUGGGGUCUCCUACAAACUCUUGGUUGAUUCAAUGCUCUUUCUCUUCCCAGGGAGUUUCCCCAUCUGGCUGCUGCUGCUCUUCUGUGCUGGGCUGAUUGUGGGCACAGUCCUGUUACUACAGUUGGCCUUCCCAGGGUUCCUCUAAUCUUUCUUCACGGGGAGGUUCCUGGAAAGCUUGGACCUUCUCUGCCCUUCCUGUAAGGGACACAUCUUCUCCUUUCUAACCUCAGAGACUGGAGGGGGGACCCAGGAGCCAGGGCAAUGAUUGCCCUAGUGAAGUGCGUGGUCAGGUGGACUUGGCCAAACUGGAGGCUGGACCUCACAUUGAUCAGGUUUUGGCCUUGAGCAAAUUCUUGUCUUAAGCCCAUCACACUGAAUGGGGAUGAAGGAACUAUACUCCUCCAUUUUUGACUGAUCUGUGAGAAACAUUCCAGCAUUAUUUGCUCUGAGCAAAGAUUUCCCGUUUAAGCUCAGGGCUUAAACCUUGUAUUAUUAAACACAAUGAUGGAGCCGAA
Thamnophis sirtalis is the source of this 1835-nucleotide messenger RNA. Lineage: Eukaryota; Metazoa; Chordata; Lepidosauria; Squamata; Natricidae. The record is from RefSeq and is a predicted model, not a curated record.